Diaporthe batatas is the source of this 522-nucleotide messenger RNA. RefSeq lists its product as uncharacterized. The transcript is spliced from 3 exons. The record is from RefSeq and is a predicted model, not a curated record. Bases 1 to 522 code for a protein of 173 amino acids. NCBI's taxonomy places the organism in Eukaryota, Fungi, Ascomycota, Sordariomycetes, Diaporthales, Diaporthaceae.
AUGCAGCUCUCACUGCUGUUCUUUACCAGCUUCUUGGCGCCUGCCAUCGGCCUCGCAACUCCACUUGCACAGGAUGAAGCCCUUUCAAAGCGAGAGAAUCUUUGCAACCUGCCAGCACCUCCUGCUUUAUGCAAGCCGGACCCCUCUAUAACGCCGGAAGAGACUGCAAAGAGAGCUUAUGCUUUCUACCGCUCAUUUGUUGUUGAUGGAGAUCCCAGGACCAUGUUUUCUCUCAUUGAUUCCACCUACAAGCAACACCACCCAGGCUAUGCGAGUGGCCCUCAAACCAUCUGGCCCCUUUUCUGCAACGGGAACAAGCUGGGCAGCGAACAGUCGACCGAGUGGUGCUUCGUCGCAGCUACCAACAUGUCGUACGCGCGAUACUCGACCACGGACAGAUGGCGGUGGGUCGACGGCUGUGUUCAUGAACACGUUUGGGAACUUGGUAAGUGGCUCCCUGUAGGUGGGGUAUCCGGGCAUCAGCCAGCGGCCCGGAUUGUAAGAUUCCGGGUCGGGGUAUAG